Erythranthe guttata (spotted monkey flower) is the source of this 1439-nucleotide messenger RNA. Its product is annotated as putative protein phosphatase 2C 72. The record is from RefSeq and is a predicted model, not a curated record. Lineage: Eukaryota; Viridiplantae; Streptophyta; Magnoliopsida; Lamiales; Phrymaceae. Gene Ontology annotation, molecular function: protein serine/threonine phosphatase activity. Gene Ontology annotation, biological process: protein dephosphorylation.
UUUAAUGAAUUAAAAUAUUCAGCAAAUUAAUUACCUGCAUAUUCCAUUGUCCCCCAUUCCUUAUAAAUGGGGACUACCUCUUUGAUUCCUAAAGUACACAACAAAAAUUUAAUUAAUAAAAAGAAAAAAAGAAAAAAGAAAAAUGGGAAUCUGUGCUUCGAGUUCAUCUUCAUUAAUACAUGACGAUAAUUUCGGGCAUGAAAAUGCUGUUUACCACACCGAAAUUACUACUUCCAAUACAAACAAUGGAUCACAGAGAAGAAUCGGGUCAACAUAUUCUCAUACUGGAAGCAAGGGAUUGAAUCAAGAUACUGCUAUUCUUUUCCAGGGGUAUGGAAAUGAAAAAGGAGUAUAUUGUGGGAUAUAUGAUGGGCAUGGGCAAAAUGGGCACGUGGUGAGUAAGAUGGUGAGAAACCGGCUACCGGCUUUGAUUUUGAGCCAGAUGACCGAAAAGUUCGGAAGUGGUGACCAAUCAGGAUUGAGUAUUAUUAAUUUGGUUAAAUGGAAAGAAGCUUGCAUGAGUUCAUUCAAAGUUGUUGACAAGGAAAUUAAACUUGUUGAUGGUUUGGAUUGUUCUUGCAGUGGCUCCACUGCUGUUGUUGUUAUUAAACAGGGUGAAGAUCUUGUUGUAGCAAAUCUGGGAGACUCAAGGGCAGUUUUAGGAACAAGAAGUGAGGAUGGAAUCAUGGCCGUUCAAUUAACUACUGAUCUCAAACCUGGAGUAAAAUCUGAAGCAGAGAGAAUAAGAAGGUUGAAUGGAAGAGUAGUUGCAUUGGAAGCAGAACCACAUAUUCAGAGGGUGUGGCUGCCUUAUGAGAACUCACCCGGCCUAGCAAUGUCGCGUGCUUUCGGAGAUUUCGUGCUAAAAAAUCACGGCAUUAUUUGCAUACCUGAUGUCACCUACCACCGUUUAACUCCAAACGACGAGUUCAUUGUUCUUGCCAGUGACGGGGUGUGGGAUGUGAUGAGUAACAAUGAAGUUAUGGGGGUAGUCUCCUCGUCUGCACAUAACGAAGAGGCAGCGGCGAAAGCAGUGGUGGAUGCUGCGAUUGCUUCGUGGAAACACAAGUUUCCGAACUCGAAGAGAGACGACUGCACAGCUAUUUGUCUCUUUUUGCAAUAAAUCAGUAGUGUGAGGACUUGUGCAGAUAAUUCAAACUUUCUUGAAUAUGAGAUUGUGCACAAUCAUAAAGUUCACUUGGGGAUGUUGUAAUGAAAAUUAGUUGUUUGGGUUAUCUGAUGAUUUGGUUGUGACAAAUCAGAGGCCUGUACUAGAGGUUAAUACUAUAGUAGAUAACUGGGAACCAAUUAGAAUUGGAACUCUAAGCUUGAUUAACGAAUAAUGUUUGUAUAUUUUAGCCUUUUUUUCUCUCAUUUUGAGUGGUAAUAAUAAUAAAUAAAUAAAAUAAUUCUUUUUCUAUGAAAUGAUUUGUCUUAUU